GCCUUGUUGAUAUUACUUAACUACAAUGACAGCCAGUCCUAGCUGCCGAUAGGAUCUUUUUGAAGCUUGAAGUUUGAAGUUGAUAAAGCAAAUAAUCAGCAUUGGUCAACGCUGUGUGAUAUUAUUAUAUAAAUCACCAGAACUUUCCGGGUUUGUUGGGAUAAUACUCUUUCAUUUUAUUUUUUUCCACGUUAACAUUUAUUUGAUAAUUAUUGAUAAGUCGAAAUUAGAACUGUUAUUAUUCGCAGAAAUAUAUUUGAGAUAAAUUUUUAUGUGUAAAUAAUGGCAGAUAUUGAAAAAAAAUCUCCUGCAGUUUCUAUCAAUGAUAGCACCAAAGCAGCUGCCACCUCUCCUUACGAAGAAAAACAAUUAACAGGUUGGGAAAGCUUCAAAGAUGGAUUUAGAAGACACCCUGAUUGUACAGUCAUUACUCCUGAUAUGACUGAACAAGAAAGGCAAAUUGCUGCUACCAUUAAUUCCCCUUUACAAAGAAAACUUAAAAACAGACAUUUACAGAUGAUUGCCAUUGGUGGUUCAAUUGGUACAGGUUUAUUCGUGGGUUCUGGUUCUGCUCUUAGAACUGGUGGACCAGCAGGUGUGUUAAUCGGCUGGAUUUUGGUUGGUACCAUGAUGUUUUCAACAGUCCAUGCUCUUGGUGAGUUAGCUGUAACAUUUCCAAUCACUGGUGCUUUUAACACCUACGCAGUUCGUUUCAUUGACCCAAGUUGGGGUUUUGCAAUGGGUUUUAACUAUGCUCUUCAAUGGUUUGUUGUUUUUCCAUUAGAAUUAGUCGCUGCUAGUAUUACUGUCGAUUAUUGGGAAUCCGAUAUUAAUGGUCUUGUUUGGGUUACUCUUUUUUGGAUUGGUAUUGUUUUCAUUAAUUUUUUCGGUGUCAAAGGUUAUGGUGAAGCUGAAUUUGUAUUUUCAAUGAUUAAAGUCAUUGCAAUUAUUGGUUAUAUCAUUUUAGGUAUUAUUUUAUGUGCUGGUGGUGGUCCAAGAGGUGGAUACAUUGGUGGUAAACACUGGCAAAAUCCUGGUGCUUUUGCUAAUGGUUUCAAAGGUGUCUGUACUGUCUUUGUUACUGCUGCUUUUUCUUUCGCAGGUACUGAACUUGUUGGUCUUACUGCUGCUGAAACUAAAAAACCAAGAGAAUCUUUACCAAAGGCUGCAAAACAAGUUUUCUGGCGUAUUACAUUAUUUUAUAUCAUUUCUUUGACUUUGGUUGGUUUAUUAGUUCCAUAUGAUGAUGAACGUUUAAUUGGUUCAUCAAGUGUCGAUGCUGCAGCCUCUCCAUUUGUUAUCUCCAUUAAAAACGCAGGUAUCAGUGUUUUACCAGAUAUCUUUAAUGUCGUUAUUAUGAUUGCUGUUUUAUCUGUUGGUAACUCAUCAAUCUACGGUUGUUCAAGAACUUUAGCAGCCUUAGCUGUUCAAGGAUUAAUGCCAAAACAAUUAGGUUACAUUGACAAAAGAGGUAGACCUUUAGUUGGCAUUAUUGCUACAAGUAUCAUGGGUUUAUUAGCUUACUGUUCAGCCUCAGAUAAAAAGGAUGAUGUCUUCAAUUGGUUAUUAGCUUUGUCUGGUCUUUCUUCUAUUUUUACUUGGGGUACAAUUUGUGCAUGUCACAUUAGAUUUAGAUAUGCUUUAAAAUGUCGUGGACGUGAUCCAUUUGAAGAAUUAGAAUUUACAUCAGUUGCUGGUGUUUAUGGUUCAUGGUUUGGUUUAAUUUUAAAUAUUUUGAUUUUAAUUUUUCAAUUCUGGGUUGCUUUAUUCCCCCUUGGUGACGAUCCAAAUCCAGAAGUUUUCUUCAUGAGUUAUCUUGCUUUCCCAGUUAUUUUUUCAUUUUACUUUGGCCAUAAAUGUUACUCAAAGAACUGGAAAUUUUAUCUUUCUAUUGAUGAACUUGAUCUUGAUUCUGGUAGAAGAGAAAUUGAUAUUGAAGUCGUUAAGAAAGAAAUCGCAGAAGAAAAAGCUUCAAUUGCUCUAAGACCUUGGUGGUACAGAACCUAUCGUUUCUGGUGUUGAAAGUUUUUGCAUUCGCUUAAAAUCAAACAGAAUUUUUUUUUUCUUUUUUAAUUAUUUAAUUUUUAUUUCUACUUAUGGUUUCUAAUGAUUAUUUUCUCUUAUUUUGCUUU
Molecule: messenger RNA, 2132 nt
Organism: Ascoidea rubescens DSM 1968
Lineage: Eukaryota; Fungi; Ascomycota; Saccharomycetes; Ascoideales; Ascoideaceae
Product: amino acid permease
Exons: 1
Coding region: 283-2022 (579 amino acids)
Biological process (GO): amino acid transmembrane transport
Cellular component (GO): membrane
Molecular function (GO): amino acid transmembrane transporter activity
Source: RefSeq, a predicted model, not a curated record